This is a messenger RNA of Arabidopsis thaliana (thale cress), 2072 nucleotides long. Its product is annotated as Concanavalin A-like lectin protein kinase family protein. Gene Ontology annotation, cellular component: plasma membrane. NCBI's taxonomy places the organism in Eukaryota, Viridiplantae, Streptophyta, Magnoliopsida, Brassicales, Brassicaceae. The transcript has a single exon. Bases 1 to 1980 code for a protein of 659 amino acids. Gene Ontology annotation, molecular function: ATP binding; carbohydrate binding; protein serine kinase activity. Gene Ontology annotation, biological process: cell surface receptor protein serine/threonine kinase signaling pathway. The record is from RefSeq and is marked reviewed.
AUGUCUCAUAAAGUCUUACAAAUAGUUCUCGUUCUGUUGCUUACUCUGUUUUCAUCUACUCACAACUCCAAUGGCAACUUCCUCAUGGAAGAAGCUGCAGCUGCAGGUUUAAACGGUUAUUGCCUUUUAACAAACACCACGAAGCAUUCCUACGGUCAAGCUUUCAACAACACUCCCGUUCCCAUCAAGAACUCAUCUUUCUCAUUCAACAUCAUCUUCGGGAUCGUCCCUGAACAUAAGCAGCAAGGUUCACACGGUAUGGCUUUCGUUUUCUCUCCUACAAGAGGCCUUCCCGGAGCUUCCCCCGAUCAAUACCUGGGAAUCUUUAACGAGACAAACAACGGUAAAGCCUCGAAUAACGUUAUAGCUAUCGAGUUAGAUAUACGAAAAGACGAAGAGUUUGGAGAUAUUGAUGAUAAUCAUGUUGGGAUUAACAUUAAUGGUUUGACAUCUGUUGCCUCUGCUUCUGCUGGUUACUAUGAUGAUGAAGAUGGAAACUUCAAAAAGCUUUCUUUGAUCAGCACAAAGGUAAUGAGGCUUUCCAUCGUUUAUAGUCACACCGAUAAACAGCUCAAUGUUACUUUAUUACCUGCUGAAAUCUCUGUUCCGCCACAAAAAUCGCUCUUGUCUUUGAACCGAGAUCUCUCGCCCUAUUUUUUGGAGGAGACGUACUUGGGUUUCACGGCAUCGACCGGGUCGAUCGGAGCACUCUAUUAUGUGAUGCAAUUUUCCUAUGAAGAAGGAGUUAUAUAUCCAGCAUGGGACCUUGGCGUAAUCCCAACCCUUCCUCCAUAUCCAAAGAAGUCGUAUGAUAGAACACGGAGGAUUUUAGCGGUCUGCUUAACGUUGGCCGUGUUCACUGCAUUAGUCGCUUCCGGAAUAGGUUUUGUCUUUUAUGUGAGGCAUAAGAAGGUUAAGGAGGUUCUUGAAGAAUGGGAGAUUCAGAAUGGACCUCAUAGGUUUUCUUAUAAGGAGCUUUUCAAUGCCACAAAGGGUUUCAAAGAGAAACAACUUCUUGGGAAAGGAGGCUUUGGUCAAGUCUACAAAGGAAUGCUUCCGGGUUCCGAUGCAGAGAUCGCUGUAAAACGGACUUCUCAUGAUUCAAGACAAGGGAUGAGCGAAUUUCUAGCCGAGAUAUCGACCAUUGGUCGUCUCAGACAUCCAAAUCUAGUCAGGCUUUUGGGAUAUUGUAAGCAUAAAGAGAAUCUCUACUUAGUUUAUGACUUUAUGCCUAAUGGAAGCCUUGACAGGUGUCUAACCCGUAGCAACACGAAUGAAAAUCAAGAACGGCUUACUUGGGAACAACGUUUCAAGAUCAUCAAAGACGUUGCAACUGCUCUACUACACCUGCAUCAAGAAUGGGUACAAGUCAUCGUUCAUCGAGAUAUAAAACCGGCUAAUGUUCUACUCGACCACGGCAUGAAUGCGAGGCUCGGGGAUUUCGGAUUGGCGAAGCUGUAUGAUCAGGGAUUUGAUCCUCAGACAUCUAGAGUAGCGGGAACAUUAGGUUAUAUUGCACCUGAGCUCUUAAGAACAGGAAGAGCAACCACAAGCACAGAUGUUUACGCCUUUGGGUUGGUUAUGCUUGAAGUCGUUUGUGGUAGAAGAUUGAUUGAGAGACGUGCAGCAGAAAAUGAAGCGGUUCUUGUUGAUUGGAUUUUAGAGCUUUGGGAAAGUGGGAAACUUUUCGAUGCAGCUGAGGAAAGUAUUCGUCAAGAACAAAACAGAGGAGAAAUUGAGCUUGUUUUGAAGCUAGGUCUGUUGUGUGCACAUCACACUGAAUUGAUUAGACCGAACAUGAGUGCGGUUUUGCAGAUCUUGAAUGGCGUUUCGCAUCUUCCCAAUAAUCUUCUUGAUGUUGUUAGGGCUGAGAGAUUGAGAGGAAUUCCUGAGACAUCAAUGGAAGUACUACUUGGUCUUGAUCUGAAUUCUUUUGGUACAAUGACGUUGACGAAUUCUUUUGUGUCCCAUGGACGCUGAAACCAUAAAAAUAAGUUAGUUUUGAUCAAACAUUUAUAUUCCAUCGGGAGCUUCUGUAUCCGUCUAUUUGAUAAAUGAGUACAUGUUUCUGU